UCGAUAUGAUGAUCACAUCUUUCUGUUUUAAAACCCGAAAUCUCUUAUAAUUUGACGAACAUGGAGGAAGGGAAGAACAACAAUGUGUCUCCCCCCUUCCUAAGGAUAAAUCCAUCAAAGAUCUUGCCAUUGAGAAUCUUGCAAUUCCUGCUUCUUCUUCUAGCUAUUGGGAUCUCCUUUUCUUUUCUCAGUAUGUUCAUGAUCCGUUACGUCGGAUCAUCCCAAAUCACCAUCUCCUCAUUUACAACACCUAAUUCGAGUUCCCUCCCAUGUUUUAUGAAAUCCCCAAGUUCACCGAGCUUAAUGCACGAUAUGAAUGAAACAGAGCUGUUUUGGCGGGCUUCAAUGGUUCCUCUAAUAAACCAAUACCCAUUUGCAAGAACAAAGAAGAUUGCCUUCAUGUUCUUGACCAUAGGUUCAUUACCAAUGGCACCUCUUUGGGAAAGGUUCUUCAAUGGCCACCACAAGCUCUAUUCCAUUUACAUUCACUCUUCCCCAUCUUAUCAACAUAACUUCAACUCUUCCUCUGUUUUCUACAAAAGGAAGAUUCCCAGCCAGACAGUAGAGUGGGGAACGAUGAGCAUGUGCGAUGCAGAGAGAAGACUUCUAGCCAAUGCAUUGCUCGACGUUUCCAACGAAUGGUUCAUACUCUUGUCGGAAUCGUGCAUUCCCAUUCAGAACUUCAGCUCGGUUUAUGAAAGCCUAUCGCGAUCCAAUUUAAGCUUCAUGGGCUCGUUCGAUGAUCCCGGAGCAUCAGGAAGAGGUAGAUAUAGUUGGAACAUGAGACCUGAGGUCGACAUAUCACAGUGGCGAAAAGGGUCCCAAUGGUUUGAAGUCGAGAGGAGGCUGGCUGUUCAUAUCAUUUCCGAUUCAAUUUACUACCGCAAGUUCAAGGAAUUUUGCACACCGUCAUGUUAUGUGGACGAGCACUAUUUCCAGACAAUGAUGAGUAUUCAAUUCCCUCAUCUAUUGGCGAACCGAACUCUAACUUGGGUAGAUUGGUCCAGAGGUGGUGCUCAUCCGGCAACCUUUGGAAAGGAAGACAUCACAGCAAAAUUAUUUGAGUGGAUUCUAGAAGAUCAUGGAUGUGAUCUUGUCGGAGGCCUGUGCUUUCUUUUCGCAAGGAAGUUCGCUCCUGAUGCGUUGGAACCAUUGCUUCAAAUCUCAUCUGAAGUUUUUGGAUUCUGAAAGGAUCCUCUAUGAUAAUUCUCUGUUAGCAUAUGUUAGUGAAGAUCAUAUAUGGUGUUCUUCAAUAAUAUUAAACAAAGCAUGGUAGAGGCCUUACAGAUUCAACAAUA
Impatiens glandulifera is the source of this 1298-nucleotide messenger RNA. RefSeq names its product glycosyltransferase BC10-like. Bases 61 to 1188 code for a protein of 375 amino acids. The record is from RefSeq and is a predicted model, not a curated record. Gene Ontology annotation, cellular component: membrane. Gene Ontology annotation, molecular function: glycosyltransferase activity. The transcript is spliced from 2 exons. NCBI's taxonomy places the organism in Eukaryota, Viridiplantae, Streptophyta, Magnoliopsida, Ericales, Balsaminaceae.